AGACAUGGUAGACUGCGGGAAAGCAGAAUCAGAUGUUCCUUUUAAGAUGAACACAGGUAUGAACAAACUCUCGACGGCGGUAUAGUCGGUGACCGUCGAAAUCUAAGGAUGCGGUUGACGGUCGUCCUCGCCCACCUGUCGGUCCUGACGGGCCUCUGCACCUGUCACCACCAUUUCGAGACGUUCGACGCCCCGUCCUCCACCAUGGACAACAUCGCCCACCUGGUGAUGUCGCUCCAGCAGGAGAUGGGCGACAUCAGGAAGGAGGUGAGGAACAGGAUGGACACCAUGAAGUACGAGCUAACCUGCGAGAUCCGGAACCUGAAGGAGGCGCUGAUGAAGGAGCGGGAGGCCAUGAGCGGCAAGGUGGACAGCGUGUCCCAGGGCAUGGAGGACUUCAAGAAGCGCCUCAAAAGGGGCUUACGAGGCAUAGGUUCGCAGAACGAAAACAUCGCCAACGAACUGCGCUCGCAGAAGGCCGAGCUGUAUGCCGUCAGGAACAGCGUGUACGACUCUCGAGAGGAAACUCUGACGAAGGGCAACUUCAUCAUGAAGAAGGUCAACGACACCAACACCACGCUCGUCUCGCACCUGGAUGACCUGCGGGUCAAGCUCUACAAGAUCAACCACAACCUGGCGCUGAUCUCCGGCGAGCAUCAGCAGCUGAUGGAGGUCGUGCGGCGCAACAACCAGCAGCAACCCAAGACCUACAACAGCGAGGACUACAGCGACAGGGUGCUCCCCGGCUGCACCUACACGCCCCUGGACACCCAGGAUUUCGCAAACGUCCUCAACCGGACCUACAUGAACGACACCUUCAGCGGCAGUUUGGGGGGGCUGGACGAGGAGGAGAAGGCGUGGGAGCCCGAGGACCACCAACUCUUCCCGACGAUGCCCGAGGACUGCAAGGACGACAAGAAGAAGUACCUGGAGUACCCUCCGAUGCCCCGCGACUGCAAGGACGUCUUCGACCUCGGCUUCAUGGAGGACGGGAUCUACCGCAUCCAGCCGCCAAGCCUGUCGUCCAGAGAAGUGUACUGCGACCACCAUACCGCAGGCGGCGGCUGGACGGUCAUGGUGGCGCGACGCAAACUGCCCAGACACAUUUCCUUCAACCGCACUUGGCAUGAAUACGAAGUGGGCUUCGGCGACCCCAGCAAAGAGUACUGGAUCGGUGAGUACUGUCGUGUGUGCACGUGA
Penaeus vannamei (Pacific white shrimp) is the source of this 1200-nucleotide messenger RNA. The record is from RefSeq and is a predicted model, not a curated record. Lineage: Eukaryota; Metazoa; Arthropoda; Malacostraca; Decapoda; Penaeidae.